Messenger RNA from Anopheles aquasalis, 1520 nucleotides. Its product is annotated as B-cell receptor-associated protein 31. Gene Ontology annotation, cellular component: endoplasmic reticulum; endoplasmic reticulum membrane. The record is from RefSeq and is a predicted model, not a curated record. Lineage: Eukaryota; Metazoa; Arthropoda; Insecta; Diptera; Culicidae. Gene Ontology annotation, biological process: intracellular protein transport; endoplasmic reticulum to Golgi vesicle-mediated transport.
CGAGUUUAGCGAAAAGAGGUAGCGAUUGGGUAUAAAAACAUUGGCCAUCUGCUGCGUGCCGCACCUAUCUCGGUCCAUCUGCUAUUGUUUGCGGGUCAAAGUUUCAUCAGCCAGCUACGUGUCCCCCGGACGAUCUCUGAUUCGUUUCCCCGUCUCGCAGAAGCACCGGGCACUAAGUCCCAAUAAGUUUUAGUAAGGCUUACCGGUGCUGUUAUUUAUAGACCGUGCAUCCCGCAUCCUGGUCGCGCCAGUAUCCUGCAUAUCCGGCAAUCCGUAGCUCGUUCCGUUCCGAGUGAAAAUGACGCUCGUCUGGGGAAUCAUUGCGUCGUGUCUGUACGUGGAGAUAUUCAUCGUCCUGUUGCUGGUGCUACCGAUCCGAAGCCCACAGCAAUGGCACCGAUUCUUCAAAUCCCGCUUCCUGGCAAUGAUCAGCCGACAGGCCCAGACGUACUUCUAUCUGCUGCUGUUCGUCCUGGUCCUGUUUCUGCUCGAGGCAAUCCGUGAGAUGCGCAAAUACUCCACAAACGGUAAGGGCAGCGUCAACGAGACGACGACCUUGUGCAUGCAGUGGCCUAAGUUUUUGCGUUCUUCCUCCCCCUUUCCAGAUCAUACCCACACGGAAACGCAUCUGAACGUCGAAAUGCAGCACAGCAUGCGGUUGUUCCGGGCGCAGCGUAACUUCUACAUCUCCGGCUUUGCCAUAUUCCUGUCGCUCGUCAUUCGUCGCUUGGUAUCUCUUAUCAGUGGACAGGCGGUACUGCUUGCUCAGGCGGAAGCUUCGAUGAAGCAGGCUCAGAGCGCCACCAGUGCAGCUCGUACCUUGAUGAGCCAGCAGAAGACGGACGACAAACAGCCGGAAGCGAAGGCCAAGCCUGCUGGGGAUGAUGUACAAGUCGACGAGCUCAAGAAGAAGAUUGCCGAUCUGGAGCAAGAACUGACUAAGGAACGGAAAGAUAAGGAAGCGAUGAAAUCACAAUCGGAGAGCCUCAACCGGGAGUACGAUCGGCUGACGGAGGAGUACAGCAAGCUGCAGAGAAAAAUUACUAUUUCCAGUUCGGAUAAGAGCGAUUAAUUAGUGUCCAUCUCGAAGUCGAACUUGUAAAAGUCCUGUUUUGUUCGAUAUUCUUAUCGUUUUUUUUUUCAUUCUGUACGUAAAUUCAUUUUCAUUUGACUUUUGGAUCUUCAUGGCUUUGUUUUUCUCUAUUUUCCCUUUUUUUCAAUCUAAUGUUCUGAAGAUACCCUUCUUUCACCUGGGCAUGUGGGUCCAUGGAUUGAUUAUUCAACUUUCAUGUUAGGCAUUAACCGUAAUUGCAUUAAAUACACAGAAGAAAUAUGACAGAGAAAAACGUUGGGUGAUACUUUUGGGAUAUUAAUACACCGGGAAAACUACAGCCAGUGGGGUGCGCAAGGUGUGAGUUACAUAUUUUCGACGACAACUAUCAGCGAACCUUGAUGGAACACAAGCUUUUUCACGGUGUACCUUUUCGGUGUUCUAAUAAAUGUAUACUGACAUCACAAGA